Sclerotinia sclerotiorum 1980 UF-70 is the source of this 1599-nucleotide messenger RNA. RefSeq lists its product as hypothetical. Bases 1 to 1599 code for a protein of 532 amino acids. Gene Ontology annotation, biological process: transmembrane transport. The transcript is spliced from 4 exons. NCBI's taxonomy places the organism in Eukaryota, Fungi, Ascomycota, Leotiomycetes, Helotiales, Sclerotiniaceae. The record is from RefSeq and is a predicted model, not a curated record. Gene Ontology annotation, cellular component: membrane. Gene Ontology annotation, molecular function: transmembrane transporter activity.
AUGUCUAAGGAAACUAAAUAUUCCGAAAAAGGGGGGCAUGAUAGCCGCAAGCCCCUGUCAAUAUCACAAUCGGAACAGAUGGCAAAGGCGGCUGAUACGUUGGGUGUCGAAGAAGGUGAAACAAUAUCAGGGGAUGACGAACUAUUAGCAACUUUGGGGUAUCGAGCUGAGUUGAAACGCGAAUUUUCGUACAUCACCGUUUUCGGGCAAAGUUUUGGAGCUAUGGGAAUUGCUCCAGCAAUUGCCGAGAGUAUGAUUUUCAGUUUAGGCAGUGCUGGGAGUGUGGGAAUGUGGGUUGCACGUUUGACUCCACCACGACAGAGAGCAUUCAUGUGCUGGCUUGCAGGUUAUAUGAACGUCUUAGGGUAUAUAUCGAUAUACGCAUCUACUAUAUAUGCAGCGACCCUCAUUCUUGGUGCGAUAUGUAGUAUUAACACAGAUUUCGUCUUUGUGGCUACGAAGUACCAAAACUACGGCAUGUUCACGGCGACCACCUUCCUGACUUUUGGAAUGACUUGUGUGCCCUCACAAACGCUCUCUCGUCUCAACUUGUUCUAUAUAUUCUUGCAACUUGCUAUGCUUUUCGCUCUGAUUAUUUCACUUGCUGCUGGGACACGCUCGGAACUCAAGAACUCGGCGAGUUUUGUCUUCGCAGAUUUCCAAAACACUGGUUUCUGGACGAACAAUGGUUGGGCAUUCAUGCUCUCCUUUCUUACCCCGGUAUGGGUUGUUUCUGGUUUCGAAAGCGCAGCUACUAUAGCGGAAGAGGCGAGCAAUGCUGCGAAAGCGGUUCCAUUUGCGAUGGUCUCCUCACUAGUAACAGCCGCAAUAACAGGUUGGGCAGUCAUUAUAACGAUUGCAUUUUGUAUGGGGCCGAAUGUAAUAAGUAUAGUGACAUCACCUUUGGGCCAGCCUUUGGCACAGAUUGCGUUCAAUAGUUUGGGUAAAACCGGAAGUGUUGCGUUGUUGAUCUUCCUAUGGGUUUCGAGUGUGGCCAAUUGCUCGAUUUUAAUGGUCGCGGCUUCGAGAGAAACUUUUGCUUUUGCUAGAGACCAUGGCCUUCCAUUUUCGUCCUACCUGCGAGUGCUCUCAUCCAACAAAACCCCAGUCCGCGGUAUUUCUUUCGUCGCUCUUUGUACUCUUGCAGAAGGGCUUCUCAUGCUCGUCAACUCCAUCGCCAUAAAUAGUAUAUUCAAUCUCGCUAUUAUGGGUCUGUACUUCGCUUAUUGCAUGCCUUUAAUCUCCCGACUCCUAUUCCGGCAUUUUACACCGGGGGUAUGGUACAUGGGCGAUACAAUUAGUUAUGUCAGUGCAAUUUAUUCUGUGGCAUGGAUGACAUUCAUUUUUGUCUUGCUACUUUUUCCCAGCUACGAACACCCAAAUGCACAGGAAAUGAAUUAUGCUGUUGUGGUUUUGGGCUUCGUUUUGCUUUUCUGUGUGGUGUAUUAUUGGGUGCCUAGGUAUGGUGGAAAUACGUUUUUCAAGGGACCUGUUAGGACGAUUGAUGAAGUGUUGCAAGAAAGAGAAGAUGCCACGGAAAGGGUGUUGAAAGAUAUUGAAGGAAGAGAAGGGGGUGGGAGUAAAUGUAAUGAUGGUUGA